Molecule: messenger RNA, 1497 nt
Organism: Tetrahymena thermophila SB210
Lineage: Eukaryota; Ciliophora; Oligohymenophorea; Hymenostomatida; Tetrahymenidae
Exons: 1
Source: RefSeq, a predicted model, not a curated record
CAAAUUCUUAUUAAUAAAAAGAAAAAUUUUUAACGUAUUUAAGAAAUGAAUUAAUUAAAUAAUCAAAAUUUAAAAGAAAAUAUGAUGCAGCAUCAAUCUAAAAAAUUAACUAUUGCUGAGCCUAACACUUAUAGAUUAGCUCCAUCUUUUAAUAAUAGUUAAAUUAAAUCACAACACACAAGAUCAUAAAGCAAUUUUCUUUCUAGCAGAACAUCUCCUUUAGGAAGGGCAGAAAAUAAACAAGACCAUUCGCCAAUUUAAAGGAGUAGGAUCAAUGAAAAAAAAAUACCAUAGCUAAAAACUUAAAAUAAUUUAAGAUAAAUUCUUAAAAGAUAAUUUAAUACAUAAAAUAUAGCUUAAAAUAAUUAAAUAAGCUACUCUAAUUUGGAAAAAUAAAAAAUUAUCACAUCUUUACUCUAGGAUAACUCUAUGAACCAUCUCAAAAAUUAAAUGUUAAAGAUUGCUUUAAAUUAAAGUUAAGUUAUAAACAAAUAGCCUACAUCAGUAAGAAAUGAAUGCUUUUCUUAAGCAUGCUUGUAAAAAAUAUAGACUCAAAAUAACAUAAGUGGUAUUAAUAAAAAAAGUAGUGAAAAUUCAUCAUCGAAUUUGAGCUUUUAUUCAACUAGAAACCCCAUUCCAAAUACAAAAGAUGCUCUUUUUAAAAGCUUACUUAGAAAAAAUAGUGCUAUUAUACCAACUACAAUUUAAUAAACUACCUAAAAUUUUAAUUCUUUUGCAACAGGAUAAAGAAGUAAUUCUUCUUUGGCUAAAGAAUUUGAAAACAAAGAAAAUCAGCCACUAAAGAUUACUUUAUAAAUGGUCUAAGAUUUAAAUUCAAAACAAGUUCAUUAAAGCUAAGAGAAUAACAAAUUUUGCUUAAAUUCUAUUAAAUAAUAAAGAUAGACUGAUAAAAUAAAUAUUUCUAACAAAGAUUUAAAUUAAAAACAAAUUUUAUAAAGCUAAGAGAAUAGCAACUUUUCGUUAAAUUCUAUUAAAUAGUAAAAGUCGAUUGAAAGAAUAAAUAUUUCUAACAAAUAAGAAGCUUAAAAACCUCUUUAAAAAAAUUAACAGUAAAAAAGUAUACAGCAAAUUAAUAAAUUAGAAAAAUCAAAAUCACAACCAAAAAACAAAUUCCCAUAAUAUUUUUAAAUAAAUUUGUCAGAAUAUAUUAAAUAAAAUAAUAAAUAAAUAGAAACAAAGUCAACAAUCAAUAUUAAUUAAAUGUUACAAGAAAAGUCAUAAUUAGAAAACUAAAAAAUUCAGGUAUCUCAUAACAUCCAUAAGUAAGAGGAGUCUAACAAUUAAUCUAAAUUAUCUAAUCCAUCUUGGUAAUAAAUAAAUGCUUAGUUUAAUUAAUCUUCAAAUACUCACAGCAUUGAAUUUAUUGAUACUAUAGGAGAACAUGAUCAUUUAUAAAGAAUCUCUACUGUUAAAGAUACAGAAAAUAGCAUGUUACACGAUUUUAGAUUAGAAAAAAAUUAUAUUUUUUUAAGCUGA